UUCCCAGCGCACCAGACACCGGGGCGGAAGCUGCGGCCCGAGCCGCGCAGGAAGCCGGGACCGUAACCUCGGCUGGCCCGGCCCCACCCCACUCACCUGAGCAGGUCGCUAUCAUCCUCGGAGCUCAGGGGCACGCACUGUGAAGGUGACCCCCGUGGGGAGGAGGGCGACGGUCCCUGGAGGGAUGAUGGCCGGGGCCCACCUCUCCCAGGCCCGCAUCCCAGCGGUCGCCGUGUGGCUCCUUUGCGCGCUUGGCCUCCUGGGCACCGAGGCCGGGCCGCCGCCCGUGACCCCCGGUCUGCUCACGGCCGACAACUGCCUGGACCGCUUUACCCCCGGGGUGCCUGCCUUCGUGCUCGACACCGACGCCUCGGUGAGAAACGGCGCCACCUUCCUGCGCUCCCUCACCGUGCGCCGCGGCCGGGACUGCGUGCACGCCUGCUGCAGCUCCAACGACUGCAAUCUGGCGCUGGUGGAGUUGCAGCCCGACGGCGGGGAGGACGCCAUCUCCUCCUGCUUCCUCAUCAACUGCCUCUACGAGCAGAACUUCGUGUGCAAGUUCGCGCCCAGGGAGGGCUUCAUCAACUACCUCACGCGGGAGGUUUACCGCUCCUACCUCGAGCUGCGGACCCAGAGCUUCGGAGGGUCCCGGAUCCCCAAGGCCUGGGAAGGCACAGACUUGAAGAUACAGCCACAGGAACCCCUGGUGCUGAAGGGUGUGGAGAACACAGAUUGGCACCUACUGCAGGGUGACACAGACGUCAGGGUAGAGAGGAAUGAUCCAGACCAGGUGAAGCUGUGGGGACUCAAGGAAGGCAGCUACCUGUUCCAGCUGACGGUGGCUGGUUCAGACCAGCCAGAGAGCACAUCCAACAUCACAGUCACCGUGCUGUCCCCCAAGCAGACAGAAGAAUAUUGCCUCGCCUCCAGCAAGGUGGGCCGCUGCCGUGGAUCCUUCCCCCGCUGGUACUACGACCCCACAGAACAGAUCUGCAAGAGUUUCGUUUAUGGAGGUUGUCUGGGCAACAAGAACAACUACCUUCGGGAAGAAGAGUGCAAGUUCGCCUGCCGCAAUGUGCAAGGCCCCUCAGUGGAAAGGCAUCAUCCAGUGUGCUCUGGUACCUGUCACUCCAGCAAGUUCCGCUGCAGUGAUGGCUGCUGCAUUGACAGCUUCCUGGAGUGUGAUGACACUCCCGACUGCCCUGACGCCUCUGAUGAGGCCAUCUGUGAAAAAUAUACCAGAGGCUUCGAUAAACUUCAGAGGAUCCAUUUCCCCAGAGACAAAGGCCACUGCGUGGACCUGCCAGACACAGGCCUCUGCUUGGAGAGCAUCCCCCGCUGGUACUACAACCCGUUCACUGAACGCUGCGCCCGCUUUACCUAUGGCGGUUGCUAUGGCAACAAGAACAACUUUGAGGAGGAGGAGCAGUGCCUUGAGUCCUGUCGUGGCAUCUCCAAGAAGGAUGUGUUUGGUCUGCGGCGGGAAAGCCCCAUUCCCAACACAGGCUCCGUGGAGGUGGCCAUUGCAGUGCUCCUGGGCACCUGCAUCGUGGUGGUGGUAGCCGUCCUGGGUUACUGCUUCUUCAAGAACCAGAGGAAGGGCUUCCACAGACACCGCCACCACCACCCCCCACCCUCUACCCCCACCAGCUCCAAGGUAUCCACCACUGAGGACAUGGAGCAUCUGGUCUACUACCAAACAACCCAACCCCUCUGAGCCUGGGGCUCUAGAGGGCUCUCUCGUCAGUUCUCACCGGCCCUGCUUCCUUCUUGCCAAGAUGGAGGCCUGGGCUGAGGAAGACUUUGGGACCAGACUCCUCCAGCCUGUUUCCCAGGCUGAUCUGCCUCUAGGACCAGGGCUCCAGACCCUCUUGGAGGUGUCUCAGCUAAGCUCAGGCUACUUGUUCCUGAGAAAGCUCAAGGGUCUGCAAGGAGCAGAAAACCUCUGAGCCAGGAGUCCCACGCAUGGUUGGACCCGUCUGCCUAGGACUUCAGAGGAAGCUGGAAUUUUGCUUCCUGUUCAGAGCUGCCUGCCCCCAUCCCAUGACCUUGGGAAGGAGCCUGGGGUGGCAUCAGAGGCUGGAGGCCCCAACUCCGUCCUCCAGAGCUGCCCCUCCCACCCUGCAAAGUCCAGGGCUGGGGUCGGGGGGAGGAGGUCCCUGUAUAUUCUGUGUUGUACAGAGCUGCUUUCUGUUUAUUUAAUGCCAUGGCGGGUGGGUGAGAAGAGUGGAAAGCGGCUCUCUGGCUGCUGCCGCCUCUUCCCCUUCCCCGCGGAGUGAACCCCAACCUGGCCUGGCCUGGCACACACAGCCAGAUCCUUGGCACCCCCCAGGGCCCUGCAACAUCACACUCCCUCCUGCUCCCCUACUUCCCACCAGCCCCAGUCCACCCACAGUGUAAUAAAGUGAUUUGUCCU
Messenger RNA from Kogia breviceps (pygmy sperm whale), 2416 nucleotides. RefSeq names its product serine peptidase inhibitor, Kunitz type 1 (gene SPINT1). Gene Ontology annotation, cellular component: plasma membrane. NCBI's taxonomy places the organism in Eukaryota, Metazoa, Chordata, Mammalia, Artiodactyla, Physeteridae. Gene Ontology annotation, biological process: extracellular matrix organization; epithelium development; epidermis development. The record is from RefSeq and is a predicted model, not a curated record. Gene Ontology annotation, molecular function: protein binding; serine-type endopeptidase inhibitor activity.